Molecule: messenger RNA, 1485 nt
Organism: Penicillium concentricum
Lineage: Eukaryota; Fungi; Ascomycota; Eurotiomycetes; Eurotiales; Aspergillaceae
Exons: 2
Coding region: 1-1485 (494 amino acids)
Source: RefSeq, a predicted model, not a curated record
AUGUCUUCUCCGGUGCUUGUAAUGGAUAUCGGCGACAACGAUCAAGUUACACGUUACGACUAUGAUGGAACAGACCCUGAAUCCAUGAGAGAGCUAGAAUGCGAUCUUUAUAACCCGGAUCCCGAUCGGAGUAAUCGUCCGCGCUGUCGUAUUAUCUGCGCACAACAUAUCACUUGCUUGAGCAUGCAAGCGCUGGGCAGUGGGCUUUCAUUGGACCCUAAUGUCUUCAGUCACCAUAUCGGGACAUCAUUCAAGGAUAUUGAAAAGAGCACAGGUAUUGGUAAGCUCUGCAACACAAAGAUUGAUCAUAUCCCUUCAUCUGUGGGCACCUUUGAGUUUGAGAAAAACCUACAAAUUCUCAAAUGCCACCUAGGGAGACUUUCAAUUGCCAAUGUGGAGCAUGCAAAAGAUCUCACAACCCGUGACUCAAUUAUGAAGUCCAUCUACCGUCAUCAAGGUCAACCUAUCACAUUUUCUGUGGAUGUGCCGCGAACAAUAUAUGUGCAAGGAUAUCAAUCCGAGGACGACAGAACAAAGCCUACUGGAAGAAAUCUACGGGCAAGGGCGUUGGCGUUACAGAGCCCAGUGUUGAAUCGUCGCAUUGCUCGGAAGAGAUUUGUGGACGAUAGCAUGUUUUGCGACCAAGGGGAACGAUAUUCACAAAAUGGCCUGGACAUUCUACAGCGCAUUACCAUUCAUGUGAUAGAAGACAGCCUAAACCCCGGUAUUGAACAAGUCUUGGUUCUAUUUCCACCCUGUCCGGAUCUUGAUGGGGACAAUGCAGACAACGAUCCUCAUGUCUUUCUUGAGCCUCUGGCCAAGAAAGAAAAUAUCAAAUCAUUCAAGGAAUUUUGUCUGAAUCUGGAUCAAAAGGAUCAUGAAUCUACUAUGAAAUAUACGGCAUCGCGACGGACUAUGCCUCAAGACGUUGAAAUCUUCGCCAAUGAUCUUCUUCUCGAGAAUGAAUCUGGUACUCGCAAAGAAGUGACGGAUAUUAUCCAAAUUGUACGGUCUUAUGCUCUGAAUGCAUGGUUUGAUCGCCUGCAGACAUUGCAAGACCAGCUCGAAGAUCUCAGGCUUCAAAGUUUAUCCCAUGGAGGUACACAGCGCAACGAAGAUCCACAGGACUCUGACGAGGAAAACCACACAGUUAAUGGACUCCUUGAUGAGGAAGGAAUGAAAAGUGCCAUUGUUCGCUACAUGUCGUCACUGGACACAGAAGAGCAGCGGUUGAGAGUCGAUAUGCAUGCGGCAAGAAUAGAGUCAUCCAUCGACAGUUUGGACUAUACUACACUAGAUGACACGAGGGAGAUAUAUAUUAAGAUACGAUUGCAUAUGAGCAAUCUUCUCUACAAUACCCAGCAUUUACUCGAUAUGAAGAAUAGCAAGAUACAACAAGCUUUAACAACUCUUCAAAUCAAAGAAAGCAGAAAGUUCAUCGAGCAGGCAAAAACAGUGAAGAGGUAUGAUAUCAAGCUACUUUGA